UUUUUCCAAGACCAAAUGACCUGGGCUGAGGCAGAGAUCGACUGCCAGACCCAGGCCAACAAUGGCCACCUUGCUUCUAUUGCUAACCGUGCCGAGGGAGCUGUGUUGGCCAAACACAUUAUGACCUAUCAGCAAAAGUGCAUCCAUGUCUGGAUUGGACUGCAUGAUCCCCAGAGGAACCGACGCUGGAGAUGGUCUGAUAGAUCUAUAGUAAACUACAGAGCUUGGGCUCCUAAUGAACCGAACAAUGAUCAUAACGGUGAUGAAUACUGCACAGAGCUUAAGUGUGACGCAGGAUAUGUUACAUGGAAUGAUAAGAAUUGCAAAAUCGAACGCCCGUACGUCUGCAAGUUUGUUCUUUAG
Messenger RNA from Euleptes europaea (tarantolino), 363 nucleotides. Its product is annotated as lithostathine-1-like. The record is from RefSeq and is a predicted model, not a curated record. The transcript is spliced from 4 exons. The coding region runs from base 16 to 363 and encodes 115 amino acids. Lineage: Eukaryota; Metazoa; Chordata; Lepidosauria; Squamata; Sphaerodactylidae. Gene Ontology annotation, molecular function: signaling receptor activity.